Molecule: messenger RNA, 1801 nt
Organism: Phragmites australis (common reed)
Lineage: Eukaryota; Viridiplantae; Streptophyta; Magnoliopsida; Poales; Poaceae
Product: oryzain alpha chain-like
Exons: 5
Coding region: 86-1480 (464 amino acids)
Cellular component (GO): lysosome
Molecular function (GO): cysteine-type endopeptidase activity
Source: RefSeq, a predicted model, not a curated record
CAUGGCCUCCACCUCUAUCGACUUCACUCCCUUCUCCUCUCUUCGUCUUCCUAGCCUUAUCGUAGAGUGGUAGGUAGCUGCGCAGAUGAGGAGCUCCACGUCGCUCGCGGCGGCGGCGGCGCUGCUGCUGCUGCUGCUGGUUUCUCUAGCGGCCGCGGCGGACAUGUCGAUCGUGUCGUACGGGGAGAGGAGCGAGGAGGAGACGCGGCGGGUGUACGCCGAGUGGAUGGCGCGCCACGGGAAGGCCUACAACGCCGUCGGCGAGGAGGAGCGCAGGUACCAGGUGUUCAAGGACAACCUCCGCUACAUCGACGCCCACAACGCCGCCGCCGACGCGGGCGUCCACUCCUUCCGCCUCGGCCUCAACCGCUUCGCCGACCUCACCAACGAGGAGUACCGCGCCACCUACCUCGGCGUCAGGCCCACACCGCAGAGGGAGAGGAAGGUCAGCGCGAGGUACCACGCCGAUGACAACGAGGCGCUGCCGGAGUCCGUCGACUGGAGGAAGAAGGGCGCCGUCGCAGAGGUCAAGGACCAGGGCAGCUGCGGGAGUUGCUGGGCUUUCUCAGCGAUAGCAGCCGUGGAAGGCAUCAACCAGAUUGUUACAGGCGAUAUAAUCUCGUUGUCUGAGCAGGAGCUUGUCGACUGUGACACAUCAUACAACCAGGGGUGCAAUGGAGGUCUGAUGGACUACGCAUUUGAGUUCAUCAUUAAGAAUGGUGGAAUCGACACCGAGGCUGAUUACCCUUACAAGGGUUUGGACAAACGUUGCGAUGUCAACAAGAAAAACGCGAAGGUUGUUACAAUUGACAGCUACGAAGAUGUAACACCGAACAGUGAGAAGAAUCUGCAGAAGGCGGUCGCAAACCAGCCCAUCAGUGUUGCAAUUGAGGCUGCUGGCAGAGCAUUUCAAUUAUAUAGCUCGGGUAUCUUCACUGGAACCUGCGGAACAGCUCUGGAUCACGGUGUCACAGCCGUUGGCUAUGGCACGGAGAACGGCAAGGACUACUGGAUCGUGAAGAACUCGUGGGGCAGCAGCUGGGGCGAGUCCGGCUACGUCCGCAUGGAGCGCAACAUCAAGGCGUCCAGCGGCAAAUGUGGCAUCGCCGUCGAGCCGUCGUACCCCCUCAAGAAGGGCGCGAACCCGCCGAAGCCCGGCCCGACGCCGCCGUCCCCCACCCCAUCGCCGACCGUCUGCGACAACUACUACUCGUGCGCGGAGAGCACCACCUGCUGCUGCAUCUACGAGUACGGCAAGUACUGCUUCGCGUGGGGCUGCUGCCCGCUCGAGGGCGCCACCUGCUGCGACGAUCACUACAGCUGCUGCCCUCAUGACUACCCCGUCUGCAAUGUCAAGCAGGGAACCUGCCUCACGGGCAAGGGGAGCCCACUGUCAGUGAAGGCUCUGAAGCGCACUCUGGCCAAGCCUCACUGGGCUUUCUCUGGCAAUGCAGCUGAUGGCAUGAAGAGCAGCGCAUGAGCAAUCGCAGCAUUGUCUUAGGCCGUCGACAACAACGGUGAUUAGCUUCUGCCAGUGAUAACCUGGCGCUUGACGAAAAAAGCUCAGCGCGGCGGUCGCUGUUUAAGUAUCCGCGUAUAAUAGGUGCUCGUGUACAUAAGCCUGAAAAAAUGGAUUCAGUUGUUUACAGAAACGGCAAAUUUGCUUUUGCAUAUAUAUGUAAAAUUCAACUAGCUUUGCUAAGUUCCUCAGGGCGCAUUUCGACAAAACUGCGAUUGAUGUUUAUGGAAAUUGAUAUUGGAACAAGAAGCAAUGGUUAUGCUAUAUUCAUUUCUUUUGGAA